UCCACCUUCCAAAAAUCCCUAAAAUCGACCUUCCCAACUCCCAAACUCCAUCCACUCCCGUCCAAAAUCGCAAACAAAUCUUACAUCACCUCGCCAUUUCUCAACUUCCGAAGGUCCAUCAACUCCGUGUAUCACAUGCAAAAUACCAAACAAAUCUACCUACGUUAUUUCACAGCAAGAUUUCUCGUAGCAUCGUAACCCGCGAAUUUUUCUACGAUUCACCUUGACCCAAGGGACGAUAUUGUUUAUUGGCUGGACAAUAUGAGCUGGCAGAGUCCACGGAACAGAUAUACGUGCCUCGUAUAACAAUUUUCGUUGGGUAACGCAGUGUCAAUGGUUUGUCCACAAGGCAACGACGUAGACGCGAAACAAUAGGAACAGGUACUUCAUUGAAUUAGGUAUAUCGAGACCCUACGCCAUUGUAUUGCACGUUGGUAUAAAUGGAUUUUGAAAUCAAUGGGUCUUUCAGUCGUUGCGUUGCUUCGAAUCGAAUCAUUGAAAGAGAAUAGGUGAUCGACGACCACCCUUGGAGAGCCAUGAAAAUUGUUCUUCUGGGAUAUUGCCUUCUUUGCCAAAUACACCAAAGUUUGCUGCAAAUUUUCAGCUCUCCACGAUGAGAGUGCACUCGAAGCCCCAGAUAACGCGGCUGUACCCGAUCCAAGAGGCGCCAGAGCCGGAUGACACGAAGCCAUUGGACAAAUUACUGGGAAAAUUGCGAGCCACGUACAACUUCGUGUUUCGAAAGCCAGAGAAUACAAGCAACGUGGAGAAAAUUUUGGCCAAGGAUGCGCCUGACCCCGACGUGCAGGCGUUGAAAUCGAUCUGGCGCGAUCGAAUGCAGAAAUUGAGGAUCGAUGUGAAAUCUGAACCGGAGAGGACAUAUUUGUCUAAUGAUGAUUGGGUGAAUGAUAUUCAGCCGUUGGAUCAUUUGGAGCCGUUGGAUAUAGAAGAGGAGGAGGUUAGAGAUAAAAAUCGAGAUGUGGAGUUUGUCACUCCGAGGAACGGCUUCCAACUUCCGGUGACGCUGAGCCGCCAUCUUGUUGACUGGCUGGGCUCGCUCUUGGGGAUUACUUAUGGCGUUUACUCUAAACUGGCUAGAGCUAUCUAUAGUAAUCACACGGGGACAAGUAAUUAGGUUCUUUUGUUACGACUUGGUUUUUGAUUUGAUCUUGUGUACUUGAUAUUAUAUUUGAAUAAAAGAAUAUUUCUAUGGGACUUGAAAGGAUAAUGUACACUUUCUUUACACUUAUUUUAUUCAAAAAUAUCUUGGUCUGAAAAAUACAUGUGUUACCUCUUCGUUCAUCUUCUUUUCUCUCUCUUUUGGCAUAUUGUAUCAUACAAUAACAAUCGUUCGAGUAACACGUAGUUGCAAAUGCAAUGUAUCCAUUGUUAAAAUAAUUCCUCAUUGUAUCUUAACUAUAAAUGCCCACGCGAAUGGCCAGACGCGUGAACGUGUUCUUACACUAAUCAAUUAACAUUCGUGGAAAGAUCAAUCGCCAUUUUCUUAACCCAAGACGGUAAGACGCGAAUCUGAAGGUUCGUCGAUAUUUUUACCCUCGUGGGUUAAGGGGAUCAGGUGGUUGAAGAGUUUAGAAGGAAGAGACAAAAUACUGCUAUUUUCACGAACAUUCAAAAUCUUUGGUUCUAUGAUAACGCGGUAGAAGCCUUAUGUUGUGCAGGCCUGCUCAGCAAGUUCCAAUGGACAUUUUACUCGAAGCUGUGUAAUUAGAAUGCAAGUAGAAAAUGGAAUGGAAAACUGUUCUAAUGAGUUGUUUACUUAUAGCCAAUAUAUGAUUAAAAAAUUAGAAAACACGGGCAAUGUGACAGGAAUUUAACUAUAGAAGAAAUUACCCAGACUUUCUACUAAUUUAGUAAAUAAAAAAGGAAGUGGAAAAAUUGUCUUAGUGCAGUUGCUGUGCAGACCUGUCUUAGUGCCAUCCGCAAUCUUGUUAUAAUCUCAAUUGUUCAAACACUUCGAUCCUUGUCGAAAUUGUUUAAACAGUCGUGGAAGGUUUCAACGUCUUGCAUCGUUGAUUUACACUAGGUUGUCAAGAAAUUAGCAUUAGCACUACGCUGAUACAAGGAUGGGAUAAAGUUUCAACAAUUUCAUAACAUUAGCCCUGAACCGCUAGAAAUAGCUUAAAAUUUACACUUUCGAUAAUGGAUAAAAGUUAUGCGAGAGAUAAGUUUUUUAAAAUCCUAAUUUUUCGACAACCGAUUUUCAGAUCGUUUUCUUGAGCAACGUUAUCUCCGUUAAAACUAUCGAUAAUAAAUAAACUGGCGGAAGAUUUGACGGUGUCGAAAGCGCCAGUAAAAAGUUUAACCCUUUCAUGCAUGAUGUAACAAAAAGUCUGCAAUAUAAAAUCCGAAAAUUACAUGCGAUUCUUUGGUACGCAGGAACAGAAGACCUAUCACCUGUAAAACCGUCGUUAAAUAAGAUUCCGUUUACGUAAAUUAAUCUAAAAAACAGAAAAUGAGUAAAAAAGUUGUGCAUGAAAAAGUUAAAAAUGAGAAAAGGAAUAUGACGCAUGAUUACGAUAAAUGAACACGGACGAAUCAGAGAUCAAAGACAGUCUAACGCACCCAUCGAGUCUUCUUCAGGUAAAAUUUGUAAUAGCACUUAUAUACACGAAAUUAUCCUACAAAUUUCAUAACAUUUAUCGGCAGUAUGCUAUUAUUUUCUAUUGGUACUCGUUCAGAGAUAUCGUUAUCCUAAUGGCAGAUUGGCUUUUCGUUACCAUUGCUAGUUAA
Messenger RNA from Megachile rotundata (alfalfa leafcutting bee), 2751 nucleotides. RefSeq lists its product as uncharacterized. Lineage: Eukaryota; Metazoa; Arthropoda; Insecta; Hymenoptera; Megachilidae. The record is from RefSeq and is a predicted model, not a curated record.